AUGAAUGAAGAUCUGAAGGUUAAUUUGAGCUGGCUGCCUCAGGACCAUGUAGAAGCCAGCUCCACAGAGAAUGUCUCAGCCGCAGGCUCCUCCCUGGUUCCUGUCAUAGACCCAGAGCCAGAGCUCUUGGUCAACCCCUGGGACAUUGUUUUGUGUACUUCAGGAACCCUUAUCUCCUGCGAAAAUGCCGUUGUGGUUCUUAUCAUUUUCCAUAAUCCCAGUCUGCGUGCCCCCAUGUUCCUCCUAAUAGGCAGCCUGGCACUUGCAGAUCUCUUAGCGGGAAUCGGAUUGAUCAUCAAUUUUGUUUUUGCCUACCUUCUGCAGUCAGAAGCAACCAAACUGGUUACAAUUGGACUGAUCGUUGCCUCUUUCUCUGCCUCUGUCGGCAGCUUGCUGGCUAUUACUGUUGAUCGUUACCUCUCGUUGUAUUAUGCUUUGACUUAUAAUUCAGAAAGGACUGUCACUUUUACCUAUGUCAUGCUUAUACUGCUCUGGGGAGCAUCUAUCUGUAUUGGACUGCUGCCUGUAAUGGGCUGGAACUGCCUCAGAGAUGAAUCCACCUGCAGUGUUAUCAGACCACUCACUAAAAAUAAUGCAGCUGUCCUUUCAGUUUCUUUCCUGCUUAUGUUUGCCCUCAUGCUGCAGCUCUACAUUCAAAUCUGUAAAAUCGUGAUGCGCCAUGCCCAUCAGAUUGCCUUGCAACACCAUUUCCUGGCCACUUCCCACUAUGUGACCACCCGAAAAGGAGUGUCUACUUUGGCCAUUAUUUUGGGGACUUUUGCUGCUUGCUGGAUGCCUUUUACACUCUAUUCCUUAAUAGCAGAUUACACCUAUCCUUCUAUAUAUACCUAUGCCACCCUCCUGCCAGCUACGUACAAUUCCAUCAUCAAUCCUGUAAUAUAUGCUUUUAGGAACCAGGAGAUACAAAAAGCACUUUGGCUCAUCUGUUGUGGCUGUAUACCUUCUAACCUGUCUCAGAGAGCAAGAUCACCCAGUGAUGUCUGA
Rhea pennata is the source of this 1005-nucleotide messenger RNA. It is a transcript of the gene GPR12, whose product is annotated as G protein-coupled receptor 12. Lineage: Eukaryota; Metazoa; Chordata; Aves; Rheiformes; Rheidae. Gene Ontology annotation, cellular component: plasma membrane; cytoplasm. The transcript has a single exon. Gene Ontology annotation, biological process: adenylate cyclase-activating G protein-coupled receptor signaling pathway; regulation of metabolic process. Gene Ontology annotation, molecular function: G protein-coupled receptor activity. The record is from RefSeq and is a predicted model, not a curated record. Bases 1 to 1005 code for a protein of 334 amino acids.